GAAAAUCAGAUGCCUUCGUACAAAAAUCCAAGAAAACUCAAGCAGUAACGCUUCUGUGGAAGGCAGGAGCAGUCAGCACGAAUUACUUGUGUGUGUGUGUGUGAAAAGUUCGCCCCGUUUUGUGAAAAUGGGAAGAUGUCUUCUUUCAUCCACAGUUUCAACUUUUCUUCCUUGUAAUCUCCCUAAACUGGCAUUCCCCAAGAGUUUUAGCGCAAAUUCAGCGUUUUCUCAUCACGGGUUUUGUUCGACUGGAGCCAAAACCGGUGGAGCAUUUUGCACAAAGGCUGCUUUAUCGAAUGUGUACUCAAAGAUUGGAGCCGACUCAACUGGAAGUAUCCCCUCUAAUGAGCUACUCCAAGUAGUUGAAGCUGCUGCCAAGACUGGUGCUCAGGUUGUAAUGGAUGCUGUGAAUAAGCCUCGGAAUGUUACCUAUAAAGGGCUCACUGACCUUGUGACCGACACAGAUAAAAGUAGUGAAGUUGCUAUCCUUGAAGUAGUGAGGAAGAAUUUUCCGGAUCAUCUAAUUCUUGGGGAGGAAGGAGGAAUUAUUGGGGAUUCAUCAUCGGAUUAUCUUUGGUGCAUUGAUCCUUUAGAUGGAACAACAAACUUUGCGCAUGGCUAUCCUAGCUUUGCGGUCUCUGUGGGUGUUCUUUUUAGAGGGAAGCCAGCUGCAGCUACUGUGGUUGAGUUUGUUGGUGGCCCUAUGUGUUGGAAUACUCGCAUAUUUUCUGCAGCUGCAGGCAAAGGAGCCUUUGCUAAUGGUGAAAAGAUUCAUGUCAGUGGAACUGACAAGGUGGAACAAUCUCUUCUGGUGACUGGAUUUGGAUAUGAGCAUGAUGAUCCAUGGGCAACCAAUAUGGAAUUGUUCAAGGACUUUACUGAUGUUAGCCGGGGUGUUAGAAGGCUUGGUGCUGCUGCAGUGGACAUGUGUCAUGUUGCUUUGGGGAUUGCUGAAGCAUAUUGGGAAUAUCGCUUAAAGCCAUGGGACAUGGCUGCAGGAGUUCUGAUAGUUGAAGAGGCUGGAGGGAAAGUUUCAUGUAUGGAUGGUGGAAAGUUUUCAGUAUUUGAUAGAUCUGUCUUGGUAUCCAAUGGUUUGCUCCAUGCAAAGCUCCUUGAGAAAAUUGGUCCAGCAACAGAGAAUUUGAAGGGAAAAGGGAUUGAUUUCUCAGUGUGGUUCAAGCCAGAAAAUUAUCAUACAGAAGUUUGAUACGUCCAAUUUUUUCUUUAGAUGCCCUGCUUGAAAGAUUCUCUAACACUCAGAUUUUGAUUAGGUCAGUAUUUGCAUCUGUAUUUUCUAUAUUACAUAACAUUCUAUGGAACUGGACAGAUUUUCAUUGGUAUUAGGUAAUCUAAUAUAACAUGUCUUUUAGGUAAAAGGAUAUGGGCAAUGGAAAUAAACGAUAUUUUAAAUUUUUAUUGUAUUUAUUCUUGUUA
Messenger RNA from Nicotiana tabacum (common tobacco), 1434 nucleotides. RefSeq names its product phosphatase IMPL1, chloroplastic-like. Gene Ontology annotation, molecular function: inositol monophosphate 1-phosphatase activity. The record is from RefSeq and is a predicted model, not a curated record. Gene Ontology annotation, biological process: inositol metabolic process; signal transduction; phosphatidylinositol phosphate biosynthetic process. NCBI's taxonomy places the organism in Eukaryota, Viridiplantae, Streptophyta, Magnoliopsida, Solanales, Solanaceae.